AUGGCCUACCAGAUCUUUGCAAAGAAUCAGAGAGCGCCUUCGUUCCCUCGGGGUCCCGCGCAACCCCCGAUACACCCCCCUCCUGUUCAACCACCUCCGUCUGCCGUCGCAAACGCGUCAGGUCCACGCUCGAGAGAAGAGGUCUUCGACCCAUACCCACUGGAGAUCCCAGCCAGCGCUGAGACUCCACACCCUCACAUCACCGUCGAGAAGAUCCAUACGGCGCAUAUCCCUUCUUUGACGCGAAUCACGGGCUUACUGCUCCCGAUCCGCUACCCAAACUCCUUCUAUACAGCUACCAUAACAGAUCCGGUGAUAGCAUCUCUGUCGCGAGUGGCUAUUUACCAUGACCAUCCCGUUGCUGCAGCGCCGGAGACUCGCGCCUCAACAGGGACAGACAAAGUGAUCGGCGGUAUUCGCUGUCGACUGGAGAGGAUCCGACAGCCAGAUGCGAGCCGAGGCCAACCUGAGACCAGCGCAGGACCCACAAACCUAUACAUACAGACUCUUCAUCUCCUCUCGCCAUAUCGAGGCAACGGCGUAGCGGCAUCGUUGUUGAACUCGCUUCUGUUCUUGUCGACCCCGGACGACAAGCAGGCCCACCAGGUGUCCGAGCUUGUCAAACACUAUAAUAUUCGCUCUGUGACAGCUCAUGUCCACGAGGCUAAUGAAGACGCCCUCAAGUGGUAUAUUUCGCGUGGGUUCGAAGUCCAAGGUCAUGUCCCGGGUUACUAUCGUCGCUUGAAUCCCUCGGGAGCCAAGAUUGUACAGCUGGAUCUACAUUGGGAUCACGAUCAGCCUGCAUCUUUGGAAGAAGGCGCUGCUCGAGAGGCAUCUCCUGGUAGUGAGCCAAAUGAUGAAGACUGGGAGAAGGUUGAGGUCGAGGAUGGAGAUGAAGGCGAUCAUGGUAUACGCCAUUUUGAAGCUUCACAGGUCCUUGAAAAACAGGAUACACCUUCGCGCAAGCGCAAGGCCGAGGAUGAUAAUACUGCACCUUUGCGCAAGUAA
This is a messenger RNA of Penicillium olsonii, 1008 nucleotides long. The record is from the annotation of a GenBank genome assembly. NCBI's taxonomy places the organism in Eukaryota, Fungi, Ascomycota, Eurotiomycetes, Eurotiales, Aspergillaceae.